CUGAACUUGCAGCAUUAGUGUUGAGUUAUCAAUAACAUUAUUAGCGGUCUAAAUCAAGUUGCGGCGUCAAACAGUACUUUAUGAACUGCUGUGCAAACCCUUUUUUUCUUCAACUAGCUACAAAAUAACUCCAGAUGUUACAUUAUUUAAUUGCCUUUAUGAAAGUUGUACACUGCUGUUAGUAAUCUAUUACAGUAAACACCUAAACAUGCAUAAAAAUCCCAUCAAUAGAUCACAAAAGCAUCACUUUAUCUAAAACAUAAAUGCGGUGAGCUGCGUAUUGCUCUUUGUAUUUGACGCGCUUUAAUGGGGCUCCCAUCAAAAUGCAUGCUCACAGGACAGAACUGCAUUUUACAGCCAAAUGUAGGCUUUAAAAAAAGUGCCAGAUUCAACACUUUCGUAAACACUAUCUUGACAUGAGGGAGCUUUUCACAUCCAUUCAUCUCAGUUCAGACCGGGGGAACAUUUGUGGGUUGAUGCCAACGGUCAACCUGAUGUUUACUCAAUCCAAUAGAGUCAUUUAUUAACCAGCGUGGAGCAAAAUGUGAUGAAUUUUACUGGUUCAUACUCAAACCCUCAUAUUGCACUUCUUCACCAUGCUGAGAGGGCUGCACGCAGGACGGAGGGUUCUGACAUGAGAGGAUGAUCUUUUAUCUGAGUUGACUCCUCAGACUGAUCAGCUGUAUAUUUCUCUCGCACACACGGCUGCUUCUCAGCAGACAUACCUCAAAAUUACAAAAGAGUGAUACAAACACUUAAACAAUCAGACGCCGCCUACGAGCUGAGCCGUGACACACACUUCAACAUAUAGGUCCACGUCUCUCGAGGGGAUGUUGUGCUCACAUUUGCGUCCCUCGCUACCUCGCCUCCUGUCGCUGAGGCUUCUGGGUACUGCGGCCUCUAGGACUAUAGCGGUCAAGCAGCCUGAGCUUCUGUCAGCGACUCUGGCCUUCGAGGAUUCCGGCGCCUUCAGGGUGAAGAGUCUGGGUGAGCUGCUCCGGGCUCUGGGCGUCUUUAGGCUCUGCUCCUUCCCAGUGCUGGUUAACAACUGUGGAAAGCUGAUGUCGGUAGCUCGUACUCUCCUCGGCAGGAGGGGGUUUUCUCUGCUGCUGCGACCCACCGUCUAUGCCCAGUUUGUGGCCGGAGAGAAUGAGAGUGAGAUCUCUCAGUCCAUGGAGAAGAUGAGCUCGCUGGGCUUGAGGCCCAUGCUGGCUGUUCCUAUAGAGGAGGACCUGGGAGAGAGCACCGGGGAGAAACGAUAUGACGACAACAUGGAGGCCAUGCUGGAAUGUGUGCGAAUGUCCCACAGCAACGCCUGGUGCAAAGACCCGAUGAUGCAGCUGAAGAUCACGGCGCUGCUCAGCCCGGAGCUGUGUGUUAAACUCACAACCCUCAUUGCACAACAACCCUAUGAUCUGGAUCUCCUCAUCAGAGCGAUGGAUGGAGAGAUGGUCACCUUUCCUGGUUUGGAUGAGAAAGAAGCUGCUCACUUUCUGUGUGGCCUAAAGAGACUCAACAAAAUAUCAGAGGCCAGCGUGAACAAAGUCAGAGUCCUGGUGGAUGCAGAGUACACCUACAUGAACCCCGCCCUCUCCCUGGUCACCAUGGCGAUGAUGAAGAAGUUUAACAAAGACAGUGCCUGGAUUUGGAACACGUAUCAAUGCUACCUGAAGGCAAUCACUCGGGAGUCCAGGUCUCUCCUGUUAGAGGCUCUACGUCUGUCCAAGAAUCAAGGCUUCUGUUUGGGCAUCAAGUUGGUCCGAGGAGCCUACAUGGACAAAGAGAGGAAGCUUGCAGAGAAAGAAGGUCGUACAGAUCCCAUUCACAAGUCCUGGAAUGACACCAAUGACAGCUAUAACGGCUCCCUGGAUGUGAUGCUGGAAGUCAUAUCGCAGAAACCUGAUGGCUACAGGAUCAUAGUCGCCACUCACAACGAGGAGUCAGUGAGACGAGCUGCCAAACGGAUGGAAGAGUUGGGGAUCGACAAAGAUGGAGGCUCGGUGUGUUUCGGCCAGCUGCUGGGAAUGUGUGACCACGUCUCCCUCACACUGGCUAAGGAGGGCUACACUGUGUACAAGUCAGUUCCGUACGGCUCGGUGGACGACACUCUGCCCUACUUGGUGCGUCGGGCUCAGGAGAACCGAACAGUGCUGCAGGGAAUCAGGAAAGAGAGAGACCUACUGAGGCAGGAGCUGAACCGCAGAAUGAGGCGGAGUCUGACGGGGGGAAGAUGACAGAGUUACAAUGAAACUCCUCUGAGCCACUUGACACUCAUUUUAAUGCUCAGGAAACAGUGGGAAAGGAAGCCAUGAGGAGAACCCUGCUGAACAAGAAAGUCAAAUCCAUGUACGCUUUAAGCUCUAAUGUAACCAACAGUGUAAUGAAGAACUGUGGUAAAUGUAAAACAAGCACAAAACUUGUUAUACUGUUCAUCUAAUUUAAUUUGUGGGUAAACUAAUAAUGUUUCAACAAGUGAGAUCAAUGUGUUUCGCUAAGUUUGAUGCCAUUUUAAAUACAUGCUCUAUUCCUGCUGUGCAAUAAAAACAAUUUAUUCAUGUUUUAUUAGAAUAAACUAAAUGUGUGGACUA
Messenger RNA from Acanthochromis polyacanthus (spiny chromis), 2588 nucleotides. It is a transcript of the gene prodh2, whose product is annotated as proline dehydrogenase 2. The record is from RefSeq and is a predicted model, not a curated record. The transcript is spliced from 11 exons. NCBI's taxonomy places the organism in Eukaryota, Metazoa, Chordata, Actinopteri, Pomacentridae. Bases 831 to 2234 code for a protein of 467 amino acids. Gene Ontology annotation, molecular function: proline dehydrogenase activity; FAD binding. Gene Ontology annotation, cellular component: mitochondrion.